This is a messenger RNA of Rotaria socialis, 378 nucleotides long. The record is from the annotation of a GenBank genome assembly. Lineage: Eukaryota; Metazoa; Rotifera; Eurotatoria; Philodinida; Philodinidae.
AUGGCAAUUUUAGUGAUAAUAACUGCGUUUUUAAUUCUAUUGCUUAUUAAGGAUCCAAUAUCUGAUUCUCCACGCCGACGUGUAGAAAAAACGACAACAAUCAGAAAAAAUUCUUCAUCAAAUGUCGUUCAUAGAAAUCCGCCAGCUCAACAGCGUACACAUAUUGCUACUGUUGAUAACAGCUUUGACGAAGCCAAUUCCUAUAGCUCUCCAUCACGACAGCAACCUCAACCGAUGGAUAAUAAUGAAGAUAUUGAUCUUAGUCGAAUUGCCGAUCGACCAUUAUUACCAACGUUUAGUGAUAAAAUUCAACAUGAACUUCUCAUGGGCAUGUUGUUUCUGUUGUAUCUUGAUUCGAUUAUAUUUUUUUACAGGUAA